AUGCUGCUCAAUCACACACCCCGCGCGAGUCUGCGCAUCGUCUCUUCCUCGACACAACAGGUCCGCCAUGCCUCGUUGAUCCGCCGCCCCAAGCGACCAUACACCUUCACCCAGCUCGUCACUCUCUCCGACGGCAGCACCUUUGUUCAGCGCACCACCAGCCCGCAACCCGUAUACCGUAGCACAAAGGACGUGCGCAACAACCCGCUCUGGAACCCCAGCAGUCAGAAGCUGUUGAACAUUGAAGAGGAUGAGGCUGGUCGUUUGAAGAGAUUCAGAGGUCGUUUCGGUCGCGGUUGGGAUGCUGAGGCUGUUGCUGAUGCUGAAGAG
Aureobasidium namibiae CBS 147.97 is the source of this 330-nucleotide messenger RNA. RefSeq lists its product as uncharacterized. Gene Ontology annotation, molecular function: structural constituent of ribosome. NCBI's taxonomy places the organism in Eukaryota, Fungi, Ascomycota, Dothideomycetes, Dothideales, Saccotheciaceae. Gene Ontology annotation, cellular component: mitochondrial large ribosomal subunit. The annotation marks the transcript as partial. The transcript has a single exon. The record is from RefSeq and is a predicted model, not a curated record. Gene Ontology annotation, biological process: mitochondrial translation.